GUCUCUCACCCACUAAUUUCUCAUAUCACAAACUUGACCAGUCCUCCACUCUCUAAAAAGAUUAAAAAAAAUGAUGAAGGGGUCAACAGAAAUUGAUAUGCCAGAGUCAAGCUCUGUUUCUAAAGGAAAAGCACCUCUCAUAGCUGCUCCCAUGAAUGAAAACGGAGGAUACAAGAAGGGAAUCGCCAUAUUCGACUUGAUUCUUAGGCUGGCUGCUAUAGUGACUGCUCUAGCAGCUGCCGCUUCCAUGGGGACUAGUGAUGAAACUCUUCCAUUCUUCACUCAAUCCUUCCAGUUCCAAGCUAGCUAUGAUGAUCUUCCCACUUUUCAGUUUUUCGUCAUUGCAAUGGCAAUAGUUGGUGGCUACCUUGUCCUUUCACUUCCAUUCUCCAUUGUGGCUAUUGUCCGCCCGCAUGCUGCUGGACCAAGGCUCCUGCUCAUUAUUUUGGACACUGUGGCACUGUCUCUAAACACUGCUGCUGGUGCUGCAGCCGCUGCCAUAGUCUACUUGGCCCACAAUGGCAACUCGAGCACAAAUUGGCUUGCUAUCUGCCUACAGUAUGGUGAUUUCUGCCGGAAAAAUAGUGGAGCUGUGGUGGCAUCGUUCAUCACCGUUGUCAUCUUCGUGUUUUUGCUUGUGCUGUCAGCUUUCGCUCUGCGAAGGCAUUAAGAGAAGAAAGAGCAGAGCUUGUUUGGUGUUCAUAUUGUUAAUUUAUUAUCAUUGUCAACGUUGUUAUUGUGUAAUCAUGAGAUUAAUCAUUUGU
This is a messenger RNA of Populus euphratica (Euphrates poplar), 764 nucleotides long. Its product is annotated as casparian strip membrane protein 2. Bases 71 to 670 code for a protein of 199 amino acids. The record is from RefSeq and is a predicted model, not a curated record. NCBI's taxonomy places the organism in Eukaryota, Viridiplantae, Streptophyta, Magnoliopsida, Malpighiales, Salicaceae. The transcript has 3 exons.